AUGCCAGCUGACCUCACAGAGGACAUCUUUCCUGCCAACCAGACAGUGCCGAUGCUAGAUUCUUCCCCAGUAGCUUGCACUGAAAUCGUGACUUUCACUGAAGCACUGGUGGCUGAGGAGUGGGGCUCCUUCUACUCUUCCUUUAAGACAGAACAACUGAUAACCCUGUGGGUCCUGUUUGUCUUCACUAUUGUGGGAAACUCUGUUGUGCUGUUCUCCACAUGGAGAAGAAAAAGAAAGUCCAGAAUGACCUUCUUUGUGACUCAGCUGGCCAUCACAGACUCCUUCACAGGCUUGAUCAACAUUCUAACAGACAUUAUCUGGCGGUUCACGGGAGACUUCAUGGCCCCUGACCUGGUCUGCAGAAUCGUCCGCUACUUGCAGGUUGUCCUGCUCUAUGCCUCUACCUACGUCCUGGUGUCCCUCAGCAUAGACAGAUACCAUGCCAUCGUUUACCCCAUGAAGUUUCUUCAAGGAGAGAAGCAAGCCAAAGUCCUCAUCGGAAUUGCAUGGGGCCUCUCGUUCCUGUUCUCCAUCCCCACGCUGAUCAUAUUUGGGAAAAGGACACUUUCCAAUGGUGAGGUGCAGUGCUGGGCACUAUGGCCAGAUGACUCCUACUGGACCCCAUACAUGACCAUCGUGGCCUUUCUGGUGUACUUCAUCCCCUUGACAAUUAUCAGCGUCAUCUAUGGCCUUGUGAUCCGAACUAUUUGGAUUAAGAGCAAAGCCCAUGAGACCGUGAUUUCCAACUGCUCAGAUGGCAAACUCUGCUGCAGCUACAACCGAGGGCUCAUCUCAAAGGCAAAAAUCAAGGCCAUCAAGUAUAGCAUCGUCAUAAUCCUUGCUUUCGUCUGCUGCUGGAGCCCAUAUUUCCUCUUUGACAUGUUAGACAACUUCAACCUCCUUCCAGACACCAAAGAGCGUUUCUAUGCUUCUGUGAUUAUCCAGAACCUGCCUGCCUUGAACAGUGCUAUCAACCCCCUCAUCUACUGCAUCUUCAGCAGCAACCUCUGCUCCCCCUACAAGAUGCAAAGAUCACAGGAUUCCAGAAUGACAUACCGAGAGAGAAGCGAGAGGCAUGAGAUGCAGAUUCUCUCCAAGCCGGAAUUCAUCUAG
Molecule: messenger RNA, 1116 nt
Organism: Apodemus sylvaticus (European woodmouse)
Lineage: Eukaryota; Metazoa; Chordata; Mammalia; Rodentia; Muridae
Gene: Npsr1
Product: neuropeptide S receptor 1
Exons: 9
Coding region: 1-1116 (371 amino acids)
Biological process (GO): positive regulation of release of sequestered calcium ion into cytosol; neuropeptide signaling pathway
Cellular component (GO): membrane; cytoplasm
Molecular function (GO): vasopressin receptor activity; neuropeptide receptor activity
Source: RefSeq, a predicted model, not a curated record